GUUCUCAGUCUGUUUCCAAACACGUCGGUGCUCAACAUGGGGACUACCCCCGAUCACUGUUUGGCAAAGUACUGGAAGAAAAACAACCGACUGAUAGGUUUUGUGGCUAUUUUUACAUUCUCGCUAGUUUACAUCUUUUACAACUACGCUAACAACGACCUCGAAAAACAUUUGAUAGCUCCUAAUCCAUUACAAAUUGAAAACAAUCUUGACGAUAAAUACUCACAAGCGGGGCAUGAGGCGGUGUUCGAUAUAUUCCAUAAAACUGGCGGCUUCUUUAUAGAAAUAGGAGCGUUCGAUGGGGUUCACCACUCUAACACCCUCUGGUUGGAGCGAAAACAUGGAUGGUACGGUCUUCUGGUCGAAGCAAACCCCGACUUGUGUCGACAAAUCGACAGCCACAUGCGGAAUGUCUGGAGACUGUGUGGAUGUAUCUCCAAUACCGAAAAAAGUGUUGACUUCGUGAAGGACGACAUCUUUGGCGCGAGAACUGAUGCCGAGAAACCCGAACGGCUGCUUAACAGCCCCGAGGUCAUAAAGGUGCCGUGCUACCCAAUGAUGUCUGUGCUGAAUAAGAUAGACGUGCAUCACGUGCAUUAUCUUUCAAUAGACGUGGAGGGAUCGGAACUUCAGGUGCUGGAAUCUCUGAGAGAUGACCUAGUUUCUGGGAGAUUGACCGUUGAUGUUUGGACUAUCGAGUUCUUGGUCAAAACUGGCACUUAUGUUGAUUUUACCAAAAGUGCUGAUAAGCUAGAACAGAUCAAGCGUUUCUUUGCUGAAGUGGGCGGAUAUUUUCCUCAUUCUUCACUAAAACUCCCAGUGGGAGAUGUUGUAGACAUUGUGUUUGUUAACUUACAGACCUGGUGUAACGUUUCGGAAAAUCGUUCUAGUUUACGCUGUAAAACAGAUCCCUGAAUUGCAGCUCCAAGAGCAGAGUUGACGACGCACAUUGAAUCAGAUUACACAUUUGUACGUUCAUAUUUAGAGAAUGUAUGUGCAUGUGAACAAGCAAGUAUGCAAGUCAAUAAUCAGCGUUGUUAUUUCAUACGACCUACAGUGUUUAUGAAUAUUUUGUAGGUAGAUGCUUUGUCACAGCUUCCAUACUUUCAAAAUUUGUUGUGUUAAUCAUGAACUGGUCAAUGAAAAAAAAAACCCACUUUGUAUGAAAAAUUAUUAAUUUUAUUUUCUAUCGGCAGCAAAAAUCCAUACAACCACAGUGUCAUUAUUCAGUCUAACAUUGAUAAUUUCUAUCAGCUGCGUCAUAAGAUUUAAUGAAUGUCUUGGUAUAUUCAAUCAAUUCCUGGUCACGUGUUGUUGACAUCAGGUUCUGGAAGGCCUCUAACUGAAAUCUGAGAGAAAAAUAUACUUUUUGUAAUUAAAAAGUUUUUAAAAUGCUUAAGUUUUAAAAAUGUUUUUAAAGUAGAUGAGUUGAAGUCAUCUUUAUGCUCUACAUGUAUUUCUAAUAUUUAGAAUCACAAUUCAUUAAAAAGGAUAUUGUAUGUACCCUUUUCAAUUUCCUAUUAGAAUACUUUGUUACAUUCACUAUAUUAGGUGAAUUGUAGACAACAGAUUUAUUGUUAGCAUUUGUUACUGGGGGUGGUGUUAU
Magallana angulata is the source of this 1606-nucleotide messenger RNA. RefSeq lists its product as uncharacterized. The record is from RefSeq and is a predicted model, not a curated record. The transcript is spliced from 2 exons. NCBI's taxonomy places the organism in Eukaryota, Metazoa, Mollusca, Bivalvia, Ostreida, Ostreidae. The coding region runs from base 37 to 915 and encodes 292 amino acids.